GGACAUAAAAAUAAGUCUUGCGUCACUUCCGGUCGGUCUACGUACAGCUAAGCGGAGUGUUAUCUUAACGAUGCUUCUGUUCUGUUGCGGUUUAAGUAUCAAACUAUGUAACUAAACAUCGUGUCAGUGUUCGCUCCAGCUGGAGACACAAAGUGUGCAAACUUUACAAUGAGUUCUGUGAAGACAGCGACGAAGAGGGUGUACACGAAGCUGCCCGUGUGGAUUGUGGAGGACCACCACGACGUGGUUAAUCAUAUCUACCGUUCUAUCGCAUCGAGACACCUUCCACAGAGGAACAUCAAGAUGGUUCACUUGGACUCGCAUCCUGAUCUCCUCAUCCCCGUCAACAUGCCUGCUGACACGGUCUUUGACAAAGAGAAGCUCUUCAGUGAGUUGAGCAUAGAAAACUGGAUAAUGCCCAUGGUGUAUGCUGGACAUGUGUCCUGUGUGAUGUGGCUGCAUCCAUACUGGGCCCAGCAGAUCAGAGAAGGAGAACACAACAUGGCUGUGGGCAGGGAUUCCUCUACCACCACCAUCAGAGUGACGAGCACUGAUGACUACUUCCUCAGCGACGGUCUGUAUGUUAGUGAGGAGCAGCUGGAGGACUCUAAACCUCUCCUACUGAAUGUGGUCAAAGUCAAUCCUAUCCAAACAGGUCACGUGUUACCCACAGAGGCCAAAGCAGAGGACCCAGAGAGGUGUCUGCCAAAGAGACUACGGACAGAAUGUAGUGAGGCUGCGGAAGCCAGCUGCUCUGGGCCAACGACCACCAACAUGCUGCAUAACGUAAACAAGGACCAGGGCCACACUAGGACGGGGCUGAAGGAUGAUGGUGGCGAGGAUGAAGGAUCAACUAGUUAUGUUGUUAAAAGAAUAUCGUCAGUCUUAUCUCAGACAGAGCCGUAUAUAUUAGACAUCGAUUUGGAUUUCUUCUCAUGUAAGAAUCCCUUCAAGGAACUAUACACACAGGACGAAUACACCAUCCUUAAGGAGCUCUACCACUUCAGGGGACCUGGUCCAGAUGCUAAUCAGGAGGAGCUCGAUGAGUGUGUGGACAGACGCAUACAUCAGCUGGAGGACCUGGAGGCAGCCUUUGCUGAUCUUGUGGAGGAUGAUGGAGAAGACACAGUUGCACGCUGGGCCAGAAAUGCCGGCUUGGCUUCAUUAGCCCAACUGGUUUCCAGUCUGAAGUCUAGAAAUCCCUGCCCCGACUAUGAGAUGUCCAUCUCUCUGUCACUCCUCCACUGCUUUUUUUCUGUCCUUCACUUCUUUUCUCACUGUACCUUCUUUUCUCUCCUUCCCUCUCAACCUGCCCACCUUCAGGUCCACCAGGCGGGUUUGACCUGUGACUCUGUUGAGCUGCCUCACCACAUUAGCACUGAUGAGGAGAUUGACAGACUCAUCUCAGCUGUACAGUUGUUUCUUGUGGCUCUGCCCAAACCUACACUGGUCACUAUGUCAAGAUCAAGCCUAGAUGAAUACUGCCCAGUGGAGCAGGUGGAUUCGGUCCAGAGCAGAGUGCUGGCUGUGUUGGAGGAACUAUAUGGACCGCUAGACUUACACAAGAACUAUGAAAACAACAGCACAGACUCAAACUGCCAGCAACACACCUUUUAACACACACACACACACACACACACACACACACACACACACACACACACACACACACACAUACAUACAUACAUAUUAGGAUGCACUAUUUAACAAAGACAAGCACAUUGAAGUGUGUUGCACUGGACAUUCACAGCACCGUGCAUUUGCAGCUGGAAUAUGUUAUGGCACAAAAUAGUUGUACAGAAUAAACCAGAUCAAAUAAAAGGUGAAAUACUAA
Betta splendens (Siamese fighting fish) is the source of this 1834-nucleotide messenger RNA. It is a transcript of the gene c17h5orf22, whose product is annotated as chromosome 17 C5orf22 homolog. The record is from RefSeq and is a predicted model, not a curated record. NCBI's taxonomy places the organism in Eukaryota, Metazoa, Chordata, Actinopteri, Anabantiformes, Osphronemidae. The coding region runs from base 169 to 1617 and encodes 482 amino acids. The transcript is spliced from 10 exons.